Onthophagus taurus is the source of this 1575-nucleotide messenger RNA. Its product is annotated as aladin. The record is from RefSeq and is a predicted model, not a curated record. Gene Ontology annotation, molecular function: protein binding. Gene Ontology annotation, biological process: nucleocytoplasmic transport. Gene Ontology annotation, cellular component: nuclear pore. NCBI's taxonomy places the organism in Eukaryota, Metazoa, Arthropoda, Insecta, Coleoptera, Scarabaeidae.
UUGACAGUUAUUUCUUGAAUUUUCAAACGUGACAAAAAGAAAGCGAACAAACUUUUGUACAAAAUGAAAAAUCUUUUUGAUUUUACAGCACCACCCGAUAACGAAAUAACACUAUGCGAAGUAGACGGUCGAGUGCAUUCCAUGAAUAUCGAAUUUGCAAAUUUAAAUAUCUUUACUAAUGUGGUUGAUGGUUAUCCUAGUAUCCAUAUAACGAGAGAAUCUUUACAUCCAAUACGAACAGGUGAAGAUGCAAAAGAAUUGUUUAUACCGGUUGAUGUACCAUUUACGAAACACUUGGUGCAAAUCUUUUACGAACAAGGAUAUAUGGAAGCUUUAAAUGUAGCAGCAAAUAACCAACAGUUUAUAUUAUCAAAAGUGGCUCAGGGUGUUUUACAAAUGAUUGAUAUGAUCAAUAAGGUUAGAUUAUUUUGGGGUUCAACUGAUUUACAAUCAACCGUGUCUAUUAUGAGUACUGUUAGUCAAACUAGAAAUUGGCCAAACGGUAUAUUUAGAUGCAUAGCUUGGCAUUUUGAUCAAACCAAACUUGCUGUGGGAACUUCGGAUGAUGUAGUUAGGAUUUAUUCUAAGGGAACUAAUCUUGUUCCAAUUUUACGAUGUCGACAGCAAAGAAAUAUAAGUAUGGUUUCUUGGAGACCUUUGUGUGAUUCGGAAAUUGCUGUUGCUUGUGAAACUUGUAUUAUUGUUUGGACUAUUGAUCCCAAUUCAGUUGUAACUCGCCCUUCAGUUAGUAAUGCAAUAAUUUUAACAGAAAAUAAUCAUGCACCUAUUGUAAGUAUAGGAUGGAACCAACACGGUAAUAUAUUAGCCAGCGCCGCUGCAAACGACCAGAAAAUUUUAAUGUGGGACGUUGAAAUGACUAGAUCAACAGCUAUUAAACGUCCAGGUGGACGGGGGAAUAUGUUUUUAAAAUGGUCUUUAAGAGGAGACAAAAUGUUUAGUGCCACAAAUUCAGUAGUUUUCAGAGUUUGGGAAACAUUUAAGUGGCAAUCAGAAAAAUGGAACACUUUAUCAGGUAGAGUUCAAACAGCUUGUUGGUCACCAUGUGGACAAAUAAUCUUAUUCGCCACAACAGAAGAAAGUGUAAUUUACGCGCUAUCUUUCUCCCAAACCGAAUUGAUUUUUACAAAAGACACUAACACAAGUCCUAAUAUUGCUAUACCUUUAUUCGAUGUCACUGAAGUUGAUUUAGAUGGGAUUGUUGUUGGUGGAUUGAUUCAAAGUAUGGAUUGGGAUCCAACAGGAAACCAUUUAGCUGUUUUAUUUCGCGAUAGCAAUUAUGUAACCAUUUUUACAAUUACUUUUUUACCAGCUGUACAAAUUAAUGCCAGUUGUUUAGUUGCGGGUGCUCCAGAAGAAACUCCUUGUAUGAUAGCUUUUCAAAAGAAUUUUAAACAAGGUGCUUGUUUAAGCAUUGGUUGGUCAAGUGGUAGGUUACAAUAUUUUCCUAUUGUUUAUUCUGAUACUUCAGCUUCAAAUGUGAUUAGAUCUAUUGCCAAUACAUAUUGAUAUGUGCAAAUUUUUCUUUUACUAUGGAAUAAAAAUGUAUAUUUUGGA